AUGAAGUUCCUUCAUAUCUUACCUGUUAUAUUGCCAGUAGCCGUAGCUCAAACCAGCUGCGAACAGUAUGCAGUGUUUUCCGGUGGUAAUGGCUACUCAGUCAGCAACAAUCUCUGGGGGCAAUCAGCCGGUAGUGGCUUCGGCUGCAUCACCGUGAACUCACUCAACUCGGCUGCCUCCUGGCAUGCAGACUGGCAAUGGUCUGGUGGCCAAAACAACGUCAAGUCUUACCCCAAUGUCCAGAUCAGCAUUCCCCAAAAGAGAAUCGUCAACAGCAUCGGCAGCAUGCCCACUUCUGCUAGCUGGAGCUACACGGGGAGCAACCUUCGCGCUGAUGUAGCUUAUGAUCUCUUCACUGCAUCAAAUCCCAACCAUGUGACUUAUUCCGGAGACUAUGAGCUUAUGAUCUGGCAAGUCGCUGAGACCUUCUUUUCCGAUGAUUGA
Molecule: messenger RNA, 444 nt
Organism: Trichoderma aggressivum f. europaeum
Lineage: Eukaryota; Fungi; Ascomycota; Sordariomycetes; Hypocreales; Hypocreaceae
Exons: 1
Coding region: 1-444 (147 amino acids)
Biological process (GO): polysaccharide catabolic process
Molecular function (GO): cellulase activity
Source: RefSeq, a predicted model, not a curated record